Molecule: messenger RNA, 3062 nt
Organism: Prorocentrum cordatum
Lineage: Eukaryota; Dinophyceae; Prorocentrales; Prorocentraceae
Source: the annotation of a GenBank genome assembly
CGGCGCAGCCCGACGGCCAGCUGUCGCUGAUCUUCUUGGUGGUCUUCCUGGUGACCACCAGCACUGUGGCCUGCUGCUGCGCGCGGGCCGGCUGCUGGCUCUGCGGUUGGUGUUGCCGGCGCAUUGCGCCAGGGUGCUACGUGCUGGUUCUCCCGAGCGGCGCGUGGGUCUCCGUGCCACGCGAGGCGCCGAGCUCGUCUCGCGGGACCCUCUUCGCCCUGCUCGGGGUGCUCCCCGACGAGCACCCGUGGCCGCUGGCGGCCAUUCCAGCGGCCGAUUUCGAGACGGUGCUGAAUCAGUGGGUGGCGGCCAGAGUGGCGCUAGGUGCGAAGGAACGGCUCGCAGACCUCCGCAAGAGGCAGUCCGGCGAGCGAGAGCUGCAGCUGCUCCAGGCUAGGCAACAGGGCGCCGAACCUCGCGACUCUGAGUCGCGCGCCUUGGGUGCCGCGUCGCCUGGCAAACGAGUCAAACUGGCCACGGUCGCCGACCAGGCUAACGACAUGGAGGUCAUCGAGCUGUCGGGCGACCUGGUCAAGAGGGCCUACGACAGGAUCUCGAAGAAGGUCAAGCUGUCUGGCUUCACCCUCGCAGCCGACGGCCGGCUGCAGCCCACCGAGCUGUUCGGCCCUGUGAGCUUCACGGCGUGGGAGCAGUCGUUCCGUGUGUGGAGGAGAAGCUGCAUCAUGCUGAACGCGAUGAGCACAUCCACGCUGGAUGCGUACCGGGACCUGAUGCAGCUCUACAGUCAUAGGUACGGCGCUGACUCGUGGGUGAUUAUCUGCAAGGCCGACGUCCGUGCCCGACUCGAGCAGAUCGAGCGCCCCCGCCGCCGAGGCGCCAUGCAGGCGGCGGCGGAGGUGGUUGACGGUGAUGCGCAGACGGAGUCCAAGGCGCGGGCGUCGACCGCUGCUACCCCGCGGGGCCCUGGGCCCCCGGCGGGCCCGUCGCGCGCCAAGGCUCCGAGGCAGCACGACGCCGCCAUCGACGUUUCCAUGGCGGUGAACCGUCGAGGCACGAGACUCUGCCCAGCGCUCCAGUCGGGGACCUGCGAGCCGAGCUUGAACCGCAGCAAUUGCCCGCGCGACUCGAACCUCGCGCACCAGGGUGCGAAGUGCCUCUCCCCGAAGCAUGGUGCCAAGGACUGCCGGGGCACUGCUGCUCGCUCGCCGACUCGCACAGGCGGCAAGGGCGGGGGCAAGGGCAGCUCCGCCCGCGGCGCCCCCGGCGGGGAGCUCGCCGUCGGCCCGGGCGCGGGCGGGGGCAGAGGGCUACUGCGCGAGGGCGGCUUCCGCGAGGCGUGCCUGGCCUUCGGCGUGCAGCACUCGUUCGACAUCGAGGUGGACUACUUCGAUAUCGUCAACGGUGAGCAGCAGGGCCUGGCUGACCAGAUGGUGUUCGAGGCGCUGGAGGCACGCGUGGACUCUGGCCACGACCACGCGCUGCUCGCAUCGCCGCCCUGCUCCACGUUCCCUCGGGCACGCAAGCAGCCGGGGGGCCCUCCGCUGCUGCGCGGGGCGACGGGUCGCGCCCGCUACGGCCCCCAGGGACUCCGGCCAGCCGAGGCCAAGGCGGUCCGCCUAGGCACGCUGCUGGCCCUGAGGGCUCGCGACAUGCGCGACCGAUUCCAGGAGAGGAGGCCGCCGUGGUUCAACGAGAACCCGCCAGAGGUGGCGUGCGAGACUAUUUUUUUCGGCCUCGACGAGUGGGUCGCCAUCUCCGCCGUGCACGGCGUCGUUCGCAAUCUGCUCACCCAGCGCAGGUACGGCUGCGCGUUCGACAAGCGCACGUCAAGAUGGCCCCCAUCGGAGGAGUGGUCGGGCGAGCUGGCAGCGCUGCAGGCCGACUCCGACGCGGACUUCCUCGUGAGAGCAGUUGCGGCCUACCCGCGGGAGCUGAUCGACGUGCUCGCGGCCUCCUUGCUGGGGGCGGCGGUGGCGCAGCGGCGCGAGGUGCGCGCCCAGGCCGCGGGCCCCGCUCAGCGUGAAGGCCCCGCGCCGACGCAGCGGGGCCCGCCGGCGCCGCCCGCUGGCGACCAGGCGGCGGACUUCGAGCGCCGCUGCCGCUGGGGCAACACGCUGACCAGGAGACGGCCCCCCCUCCUCUGGCCCGAGCUGGGCCGCAAGCUGGACUUUCCUCGGCGGCUGCGGGGCGAGGGCGAUGAGGGCGACAAGAAGAGGCAGGAGGCCGCCGCCAUCGGCGGCUUGCGCCGGGUCAUGAGUUGCGCCAGCAAGACCCCGGGGCUCCGCGCCGUCGGGGCGGUGGUCCGCGCCGCGGCGCCGAGGUGCCGCGCGGCGCUGGGCUGGGCGCUGGGCUGCAAGGAUCUCGCCCUCGCGGGCGAGCACGCGCAGGUCCGCGGGGCGCUGCUGCUGGCGUGGUCCCAGGCGGCGGGGGGCCCCGACGCCGACGCGGCCCUAGGUUGGCGCGUUCCCGGACACCACAAGGAGGACGACGACGUCAUCGACGUCGAGCAGCUGUACGCCCCCGACCUGGAGCUCCGCCAGAGCUACCAGUCGGUCGAGGAGGACGACUGGGCGCAGAUGGAGGUCGACUGGCUGGUGGGCCUCGGCUCCCUUACCGCGGUGGACACCCUCGCGGAGUGCCGCGCCCUGCUCGAUGGCGAGCCCGUGAUCUCCAAGCUCGGGCUGGUGAUCAAGGAGCGCCACGGCGUCGUCAAGCGCCGCCUCAUCCUCGACGCGAAAGAGUCGGGCCUCACGCGGUGCGGCAGGAAGAACCAGCGGAUCCUGCUGCCCAACGUGCUCGACCUGGUCGGCGACAUCGAGUGGCUGGCCAUGGACGUGUCCGACGCGUUCUGGAACCUGGGGCUGCAUGAGGACGAGCGUAGGUUCUUCGUCGGCAAGCUGCGCGGCAUUUACUACUUGUACAACCGGCUCGCCCAGGGGCCACGCGGUGCGCCACUCGCGUGGUGCCGGUUCUUUGCGCUCAUAAGCCGGCUGACGGCAGGGGUGUUGGAGCGCCGCCACUACGACGCCGAGGUCUAUGUGGACGACCUGACGCUGGCGCUGGCAGGGGCCCAGGACUCCCGGGACCGCAUGGCCACGAAG